Nicotiana tabacum (common tobacco) is the source of this 613-nucleotide messenger RNA. The record is from RefSeq and is a predicted model, not a curated record. NCBI's taxonomy places the organism in Eukaryota, Viridiplantae, Streptophyta, Magnoliopsida, Solanales, Solanaceae.
AUGUCUACCAGCACUAACGGAGCAAGUGGUUUUGUUUUAAUUAAUAAUGGAGUAAGCAUUGCAGGUUUGGCUACAAUUAAGCGGCGGCGGGGUUUAGAAACUGAGAAGCCUAUUCUUCUUGCAGGACCUGGAAAGGUUGGUCAGGCAUUAGGGCUAUCAACAGAAUGGUCUAGCCAUGCUCUAUAUACUGCCGGCGGUUUAGAACUCUUAGAUGGGCCAGAACCAGAACAUAUACUAGUUGGUCCAAGAGUUGGUAUAGAAUAUGCUUUGCCAGAGCAUGUUAAUGCAUUGUGGAGAUUUGCAGUUGCCGGUUCUUCAUGGAUCAGUGCCCCUAAAAACACUCUCAGACGUCUUUAGUGCACCAACAGGCUCCCUGAAUAGCCUCCCAAAAGAGCAGGAAAAAGGAAAAAGAUGGAGAACGUAAUGGAGCUGUUGUUUAUAAUUGUAGAGAAUUCAUAAACCCUUCUACCAGUUUUUACCCCCUUUCUGUGUAUAUUUGGGUUUACUUGGUCUAUCACAAUCAUAUUUUUUGUUUUUUUUGAUAAUCCAGAAAUCCCCGAUGGCCAGUUGGUGCAUGGUUUUAAAAUCGAUAUAUAGUGAGUUUGCCCCUUUA